AUGGCUCACCGCAUCUGGACUACGCUCUGCGCGCUAACCUUUGGCUCGGCUGUGUUGGCCGCACCACAGUUGGCACCUCGUGCGACUGGUAGCUUGGAUGCCUGGCUGGCAUCCGAGACUGCGGUUGCGCGAGAGGGUAUCUUGGAUAACAUCGGCUCGAGCGGCGCGUAUGCAAAGAGCUCGGGCUCGGGAAUCGUCAUCGCCAGUCCGAGUACAGACAGCCCUGACUGUGAGUGCCAAACAUUUGAUCUUACAGGAGAAGAGUCUGACAUCGCAGAUUAUUACACUUGGACUCGUGACUCGGCUUUAGUCAUGAAGACCCUGGUGGAUCUGUUCAAGAAUGGCGACACAGACUUGCUCACGGUUAUUGAAGAGUACAUAAGCACCCAGGCCUACAUUCAGACCGUUUCCAAUCCCUCUGGGGGUCUCUCUAGCGGUGGGCUUGGUGAACCCAAGUUUAAUGUCGACAAGACAGCAUAUACCGGAUCAUGGGGCCGUCCUCAGCGCGAUGGCCCUGCCCUCCGAGCCACUGCGAUGGUUGCCUUUGGGCAGUGGCUAAUUGCUAAUGGAUACACAUCCACGGCCACUGAUAUUGUCUGGCCUAUUGUUCGCAACGACCUUUCCUACGUUGCACAAAACUGGAACAGCUCUGGAUACGAUCUGUGGGAAGAGGUAAACGGAGAGUCAUUCUUCACAACAGCCGUUCAACACCGCGCCCUGGUUGAAGGCAGUAAAUUUGCUAGUCAGGUGGGAUCAUCCUGCUCGUACUGCGACUCUCAAGCACCCCAGGUACUUUGUUUCCUGCAAUCUUACUGGACCGGCUCGUACACCCUGGCAAACUUUGGCAGCAGCCGUACUGGAAAGGAUGCAAACACCCUCCUGGGUAGCAUUCACACUUUCGAUCCCGAGGCGGGCUGCGAUGACUCAACCUUCCAGCCUUGCUCGGCACGUGCUUUGGCAAACCACAAGGUAGUUACUGACUCAUUCCGAUCUAUCUACACUAUCAACUCUGGUAAGAGUGCGGGACAGGCUGUUGCAGUCGGUCGUUACCCUGAGGAUUCUUACUAUAAUGGUAACCCUUGGUACCUGUGCACAAUGGCUGCCGCCGAGCAACUCUAUGAUGCAUUGUAUCAAUGGAAUAAAGCUGGCUCUUUGACCAUCAGCAGUGUCUCGUUGAGCUUCUUCACAGACUUGUAUAGCUCAGCUGCCACGGGCACCUAUUCAUCAAGCAGCACUGCGUACUCCUCGAUUGUCAGUGCGGUCAAGACAUAUGCUGAUGGCUAUAUGAGCAUCGCGGAACAAUAUGCCUAUACAAAUGGCUCCAUGUCCGAACAGUUUCUCAGAGCUGAUGGAACCCCAGCGUCAGCCCGUGAUCUGACUUGGUCAUACGCAGCCCUGCUCACUGCAAACAUGCGCCGCAACUCGCACCGCUACCAACACAAACUGGCCAAGCUCCUUGACGAGUGGGUCGGGUCGACUACCACUGGCGGAACAACAACUAGCAAAAGUUCGACUACCACCACUUCCAAGACAAGCACUACGACCUCAUCAUGCACCACGCCAAGCGCUGUGGCGGUCACUUUCGAUGUUAUCGCCACGACAGUAUAUGGCGAGAACAUCAAAUUGGCUGGGUCUAUCUCUGCGCUUGGCAGCUGGGACACCAGCAGUGCUAUUGCCCUGAGUGCAAGCAAAUACACCAGCUCCAACAACCUGUGGUAUGUCACGGUCAAUCUGCCUGCUGGUCAAGUUUUCCAAUACAAGUAUAUCCGAGUUGCGAGCUCUGGUACAAUCACAUGGGAGAGUGAUCCGAAUCUCUCUUAUACAGUGCCGGCGGCCUGCGCCACGACCGCUGUGACAAUCAGCGAUACCUGGAGAUAG
Molecule: messenger RNA, 1878 nt
Organism: Penicillium cosmopolitanum
Lineage: Eukaryota; Fungi; Ascomycota; Eurotiomycetes; Eurotiales; Aspergillaceae
Product: putative glucan 1,4-alpha-glucosidase
Exons: 5
Coding region: 1-1878 (625 amino acids)
Biological process (GO): polysaccharide catabolic process
Cellular component (GO): fungal-type vacuole
Molecular function (GO): glucan 1,4-alpha-glucosidase activity; starch binding
Source: RefSeq, a predicted model, not a curated record